Vanessa tameamea is the source of this 817-nucleotide messenger RNA. RefSeq lists its product as uncharacterized. The record is from RefSeq and is a predicted model, not a curated record. The transcript has 5 exons. The coding region runs from base 80 to 817 and encodes 245 amino acids. NCBI's taxonomy places the organism in Eukaryota, Metazoa, Arthropoda, Insecta, Lepidoptera, Nymphalidae.
AACAAGUAAAAUUUUGUUUUACUAAAGAAUAGCCAUACUAUUCUAUAUAAUUUUUUAUAUUCAGUUCAAUCAUCUUGGAAUGGAAAGACGAAAAGCAAGUCCUGAACAGUUAAAUAUGUUGCUGCAUUUCUUAGAAGAAGAUAAGGAAUUAGCAAUCGGCAAAUUUACAGGCUUAGAAGGUAGAAUCAGACAAACAAAUGCUUGGAUUAAAAUUACAGAAAAACUCAAUGCAAGUUCUGGUUUUGGUUCGGGUACCAUAAAAACUCCAGAUAAGUGGCGUCAAGCUUGGAGAGAUUGGAAAUCUAAUGUGAAAAAAAAAGCAUUCAAAAUACGCAAGAAUCACUUUACUCCUGGUAGUGGUGUUAACACUCAAUUGACUGCGGCAGAAGAAAAGAUACUUAAACUGAUAAGCACAAAAUCAACAGCAUUUGGAUUUUCCGGAGUUCGUGAAACUUCAGCAGUAAUAGACAAUAACAUUGUAAAUUCAGAAUCUAAUACUCGGGGUGAUGAUUCAUGUAGUGCAAAUCCUGCUUCUAGUAAUGUGAAAUGGGAACCUGACAAUCAACAUUUUAAUAGAUCUUUACUGGAUAAUACGGUUUUAGGAGAUAGAUUGAAUAAUGUUCCAGAUAAUGGGACAAAUGAGAUUUCUUCUGCUCCUGUUAUAGAAAAACCUUUUUGGAGAAAAAAAAGGCGAGUCAGAUUUGUACAUGAUAGAGUUUUGAAUUUAGAAGAGGAAAGAAUAAAAAUAGAAAAACAAAAGUUGCUUGAAAAGAAACGUUGCAAUAAUAUCAGACUUAAGAUUGAAAUGUUUUAUUAG